This is a messenger RNA of Chondrus crispus (carragheen), 2013 nucleotides long. Its product is annotated as myo-inositol 1-phosphate synthase. The transcript is spliced from 2 exons. Gene Ontology annotation, biological process: phospholipid biosynthetic process; inositol biosynthetic process. Gene Ontology annotation, cellular component: cytoplasm. Bases 1 to 1707 code for a protein of 568 amino acids. The record is from RefSeq and is a predicted model, not a curated record. Gene Ontology annotation, molecular function: inositol-3-phosphate synthase activity. Lineage: Eukaryota; Rhodophyta; Florideophyceae; Gigartinales; Gigartinaceae.
AUGGUCUUCGUGAAAUCAUUCGCGGUGAAUGGAAGUCAUGUGCGUCGCACGGAUCAAGUAUUAGAAGUCGAUUUUCCGUACAUGCAGACAAGCGUGGAGAUGGAGCCGAAAUCCACUGAAGCCGUCGCAGUCUUAGUGAAGCAAAUGUACACUUUCCGUACUCAACUAAAAGUUGCUCGCCUGGGCGUAAUGCUAGUGGGCUGGGGCGGAAACAACGGCUCCACGCUUACAGGGGCCCUUAUCUCUAACAAAAGGCAAAUUUCAUGGAACACCGCAAAGGGACCGAGAGCUCCAAACCUUUUCGGGUCGGUUGUGAUGUCGUCAACUGUGCGCGUGGGAGCAAAUUCUGCCGGAGAGGAUGUCUUCGCUCCCAUGCAUGAGCUCUUGCCUAUGGUACAUCCAGAUGAAAUCGUGCUUGGUGGUUGGGAUAUUAACAGGGCAAACCUCGCUCAUGCCAUGCAACGUGCUAAGGUGUUCGACUAUGACCUCCAACGCCGAUUGAUUCCUCAUAUGGAAUCUCUAGCUCCGCUUCCUUCUGUGUACUACCCCGACUUUAUCGCAUCGAAUCAAGAACAACGAGCGGACAACGUCCUACCAGGAGAUAACAAAACUGAGCAUCUCAAUAUCAUUCGCCAGAAUAUAAGAGAAUUUAAGCGAGACAAGAACGUCGAUCAGGUCAUUGUACUCUGGACUGCUACCACCGAGCGAUUUUCUGAAGUCGUACCAGGGAUUAAUGACACCGCAGAAAAUCUUCUUGACGCCAUUAAUGCCUCCGAAGAAGAAAUAUCGCCUUCAACUCUUUUUGCAGUCGCGUCAAUCCUUGAAGGUGCCCCUUACAUCAACGGUUCUCCGCAGAAUACCUUUGUUCCAGGAUGCAUACAGUUGGCGGAAAGGAAAGGCGUUUUUAUUGCUGGAGAUGAUUUCAAAUCAGGGCAGACAAAAUUCAAGUCAGUUAUGAUUGAUUUCUUAGUCAAUGCAGGCAUAAAACCGACCGCCAUUGUCUCGUACAAUCAUCUGGGAAACAACGAUGGCCACAAUUUGUCGGCUCCUUCCCAAUUCAGAUCAAAAGAAAUAUCGAAGUCGAAUGUUGUAGACGACAUGGUCAAGUCUAAUCGAAUUUUGUUCCGGGACGAUGAACACCCAGACCACAUUGUGGUCAUCAAGUAUGUGCCGACGGUGGCAGACUCGAAACGUGCAAUGGACGAGUACACAUCGGAAAUUUUUAUGGGCGGAACCAACACAGUGAUCACUCACAAUACUUGCGAAGAUUCUUUGUUGGCUGCCCCAUUAAUUUUGGACCUCGUCAUUCUUUGUGAGUUGUUCUGCCGCAUCACAUACAAGACGUCGAGCACAGACGGUUUUAUGCCAUUUCAUCAUGUCCUUUCGUUUCUCGGGUAUAUGCUGAAAGCCCCUCUAGUGCCGAGUGGUACGCCUGUCGUGAAUGCAUUAUUCAAACAGCGGGCUUGUAUAGAGAACGUUCUCCGCGUUUGCUCAGGUUUGCCUGUUGAAGAUGACUUGCGAUUAGAACACCACGUCCAUUCCGUAGACAUGCGAAAUAGAAGCGAGUCUAACUGCAACAUAGUCAAGAAUGUCUGUCGUCGGGAUCAUGAAGAAUUCUACGCCAACGGCAGUCUUGCAAAUGGAAAUGGGAGCGUAACAUCUUCACGAUCCCGAACCCGUCCGGGCGAUUCCAAACCUAAGGUGUAAGUCGCCAUCUCUUGUGACGCUGCCGUUGAUGUAAGGUUCCAACCGUUUUCACCCUUGUAUCCUCAAAUAGUGUGCAGAUGGUGACAUUUUGUGGACUUUUCCGGCCGCAGUGAGCCCCCUCGCUCAAUGCUGAGUCUCGGUAACCAUGCAACAUGACAGGCGUUCACUGACGGGAUGUGGGCGAGAUACACUAAAGUACGGGCACGUGUAGUUGAGCACAUCUGGUACACACUGCUGUGAAUGUAUGCACUGCUUGUUCUGGAUAAUAAAUAAACCUAGAGACCGACACUGGUCAGACUCUACAAU